This is a messenger RNA of Anopheles nili, 5460 nucleotides long. Its product is annotated as mucin-4. The coding region runs from base 512 to 5446 and encodes 1644 amino acids. NCBI's taxonomy places the organism in Eukaryota, Metazoa, Arthropoda, Insecta, Diptera, Culicidae. The transcript has 13 exons. The record is from RefSeq and is a predicted model, not a curated record.
AGUUCUUGCGAGUGAAACAAUUAAAAAAAAUAACCCAGGGCGACCCAACGCCAGACAGUAUUAUCGACUUCUCAAAUGGUGCACGGGUCGGUGCUCGAUUGGGGCUGAAAAUUGUUGUCCCACACCGGCGGUGCGUUUAAAAGGGCGUGUUUAAAACCAGUGUUUUCACCCAACUGCGGCCAUAGGCAAAACCGUCCGUUGGGGUGAAUUCUCAGUACGCAGUGAAGAUGCCUAGUGGAGACGGGUCAUUCAAUCGAUAAAUAUUCACGUGAUUGCAGUGAAAUUUGUGUGCGCUCGUGUGCGCGCUUUGCAAGCAUAAUCUAAACCCACCCAGCAUAGGGCCCGUAUCGAUGGGCGUUUUGUUUUUGUCACAAACUCGCGACAUCGCUGGCUGAAACGGGAGAGAAAAAAAACGGUUGUCCAAAAGGAUCGCUCCGGGAGUUGGCAAAAUAUAUGCCGGCAGGUGCAAAACUCCGGGCGGCCACGCUAGCGCUCCCCAGUCAACGGCGCUAUGGAUGAAUGCCAGCAUGAGCUCGAUUUCGAGGAGAUAGAAAAACUGUGCAGAAUCACACCAGAGGACGGACUGUCGGCAGAAGAGGGAGGAGAAGAAGAAGAAGAAGAGGAGGAAGAGGGCGGUGAGGAAGUGGAUACCGGUGGUGAAGAGGGAGGCCGGGAAGCAAGGUUCCGAGAUAUGGGCCAGUCGGAGAGUAAGAAAGCGUCGAAGAAAGCCGCCACCGCCGACGGGCUUCACACCAAGGGUACGGCCAUGUCGUUCGGCUUCAAGAAGCACAAGGUACACCAAACCAGCAGCAGCACGGUGGCACCCGGAAACGGCAAAUUGCUACCGGGCGGAGCAAAUGCCGGCGAAAAUACUGGUGCUGUCGGUACGGCGACCGACCCAGCACCGGGAGCGGUGGCCAACCAGAUCAAGAAGUUCAACGGUAACCUGCUGGCCAACGCGACACUGGAAAGGGAGAAAGCGGAAAGAGAGCUGGUACAUGCGACCGUCAUCUCGAACCCGGGAGUUGACGCCGGGUUUAGCGACAAGAACGGGAACACCGGCUCAAUAGAAUCAGUUGAAGAUGAAGGUGGAACUGGUGCAGGACGUAACGGCAAUACCGGCCGUACGACGCCACGAUUGCAGCCCCCGAGAAAGGACAGCCACGGGGCACCGUACCGUAGCAAUCGGUUCGGAUUCCGCUCGAACAACAUUGUCCGACCGGCGUCCGUCGGUCUGCAGCCACGGGUGGCCAACGAUUUGGACAAACAAUCCGCCAACAUCAACAACAACAAUAACAUCCACACGAACAACAACAACAAUAACAACGUGUACGUCGUUGGCGACAAACGCCGGUCGAAGAGCGCCUCAUCGGCGGCAUCCGCACGCACAACAUUCACGCCACUCCCGACGGUGGGCGGCACCGGAACUAGCUAUGCACCGGCUGGUCACUCGAUGGCACUGCACCAGCACGCGUACGGUGGUGGUGCAGCUGCGGUGCAUCGCCCAUUGCCGAAAUACCAGGCGCCGAGUACGAAAAUAACCCACAACGCACCGGACUCCAACGCGAGCGGUGGCGGCACUUAUCAACAGCAGAUGACGAAAGGCAACCAGGGGGAGCAUAAAAAUACUCAGCAUUCCGCCAGCACCGGCGGCGUUUCGGGAUUCGGGUUGGCACAACGGCAAGCAACCCAGCAGCAUCAGUAUACGCACGGGACUGAAGCCGGACAGAACGCACCCGCCAGUGGGGGACUCUAUGCGAAACCACCACCGGGCGGAAAUGUCGCGGCAGCAACGGCCAAAGUAGGUCAGGAGGCGGGAACCGCCAGCAAGUUUACACUGCACACGUCCAGCCUCCCGAAGCCACAGUAUCCGGUAUCGAUCUCACUGACGGGUACAACCUCCGGACCGACCGCCAGCUCGCGCUACACCAUGGACACGAAAGGUGCCAAGCAUGCGGUCAACGUGAGCCGUAAAGAGUUUGCCAACACGAACGUUUCGGGAGCACCGGCCCUUGAGGAUACGACAACGACGACGACCAGCAGCGUGCGCAUGCCGCGGCAGCGUUAUCGCAAUCUCGAGAUGGUCAUGAGCGGACGGCACAAGUUCGAGGUGCGCGAUCUGGAAGCACUAACGACGGAACCGAUCGUUCCGCUGCCGCUACCGGAGCUACCGAGUGCGUUCUGCAGCACGAAGAACCAGCGGACGGCACCGUUGAGUGGACUGAUCCGGUCGAGCGAGCUUACUUCCAGCGCGAACAGCUCUUCCGUGCACGAUGACAUCGAUAUCAAUGACAAUCGGUACGAGAUCGCGGAGCCCGGUGUGGAUGAGGAAGAGGAAAAUGCAGCCGCUGAAGGCGUACCCAAUGGUGACACCCGGGGCGCUGCCGAUGGCGACAGUUUGGAGGAGGAAAAGCUGCUGCGCGAUAACAAUUCGUCGGAGAAGAGCUUAAAAGGGGCCCUGAUAAAGGAGAUGGUAGAGAGCGUCACGGAAAGCAAAACCUCAUCGUCGAGCUGCUCGCGAGCGUCAUGGUUCACUGCGGGCGAGGCACUUGCCGCGAAGGAUUUCGGAUGUCUCAGCUUGACCAGCAGCACUGACAGCAGUCGUGUCUCAAGAUCCAUGGAUGCUCCCCGGCAGCAAUCGCCAACUCCUCCAGUAGAACCGGAUGAGGAAGACAUGAGCUCGGUCACAAUAACCGCGGGCAAUCCGUCUACGUUUUCUUCCAUUUCCGCACCGGUACCGAUGGACGUGUCGACCAAUCUGGACAGUGUUUCGGAGGUUCAGAUAAGCUUCACCGAUCCGGGAACCGAUCCGCUGGCGAGCAGUGAAGCCGACGUACCCAAUCGCAUUUACCGCAAUGAGCAAACCAAAUUCGCCGAAAUGGCCGCGGCUAUCAGUGACGUGCUGCUGCUGGACGAUGAAACGUCCCCGACCGACAGUCUGGUUAGCAGUUGCACGGAAAAUUCGGACGACGCGAAGAAACCUUCUCGACACAGCAAGAAGACGGUAGAAAACACGAAGGAAAAGGAGAAGGACAUUGACGAAAUUUCACCGGAGCUGGAUGAACUGACCAGUCCCGUGUCGCCCGGUUCUCCCACACACGCUUCCAACUCGCUGUCACUGUCGGACGGAGGGCGCGAUUUUUUGAUUGACGAUGAGAUUGCCGAUCAGCCAGGGCUGGUGUUCGAUGAGGGCAGCACGCUGGAUCUCGGUUCGCUUAAUCUGAACCUGUUGUCGCAACAGACCGACACCCCAACGCUGAAGGAUUCCCUCAAACGGCACACUAACGGUGGCGGUGCAUCGCAGCCAGCCAAGACGAAGGCACCGGUACCAAAACCACGCAAGGUAAUGGCCGAUACAUACGAGUCACCCGCACUUUCGCGCAAGUCCAACCGCAGUGACAAUCGCAUGGCAAGGGCGGAAUCCUUGGAUACGCUGUCACCGUGCGAUUCCAUCGCAUCUGACGACUUUAUGCUGGACUUUGAUUGCAACAGUAGCAUGGAUUCCAUCGAUCGAGUGGCACGUUCCAGCGUAGGAGGCAGCGCAACCGGCUUGCACUCAAUGGACGAGCUGCAACUGUGGUCCGAGCUGGAGAAUAAAGGCGGCCACAUUAUACGCGAAUGGAGUACGCUGUUGCGAAGCAACCCGCACAGCAUGACGAACAGCAUUAACAGAUCCCAACUUCCGGCGAGGGCACGCUUGCUCACCAGGCGGUUGCAAAACAACGCGACGCCAACCAACAAUGGCUCGGAAAGUCCGCGCUCCAUCGACAGCCUGCCAAGGAGGACGUUCUCGGGGGCGUACAAAACGGCCACCCUCAGCCAGUUCCACAACCUGGCCAACAACAACAACAACAACUGCACGGACUCGGCCUCGACGGCUACCAACUCCGCGGAAGAUCUCACCCUGCUCGAUAAGUCGCUGCGCAACUCCAUGCUCCAGGAUGUGGUGCACUUCAAGAAGCAGCUGGUGCGGCUCCGUCGGAUACUGCAAGAGGAUGAAGAAAAUUUGAUGAUGACCGACACUCUCAACCCAUUUGAAAAUAACAAUGGGCAAUUCUUCACGACGGCAGGCGCAACGGCCACCAACGGUAGCAUCGGCCCAGCGACGAUGGCAACGGCGGCUCCAGCAGGAGGGCCCACGAACCAGGAAUCGGACGCGGACAACGGCAGCAAGGCGCUGCUUCUGCAGCAGCACCAGCAGGAGAACGUGCUCGUCCGCGAGUCCAGCGUGGCGGCCCUUGCCCUGCUCGAGGACCAGCGGCAGGAGCUGGCGGAUCUCAGAAGACAGGUGGUUUACCUUCAGGGCGAGCUAACGGCGAAGGAUCGCACGAUCCGGCAGCAGCAGAACGUGAUCGACAAGUACGAGGCGGAUCGGGAGAAGCAACUCAACAGCCUAUCAUCCGAGAGCAGCGGAGUCGCCGGAACGGCAACAGCUUCCGACCUUUCGCUGGGCGCCGGUGACAGGACUCAGUCGCAAACGGACACCAUCAGCACGGCGACACAAACCGAGCGACUGAGGCCCGUCUCCUUCGGUGGACAGGAAGGAUUAGGAAGUCGCAGUGAGCCACCAGUGACGCCUAGAAAUGGACUGCGCACACCAUCUGCAGCCGGCAUUCCCAGUACAAUCCCGCAGCAACAGCAGCAUUCGAUCAGCAACGGACAUCCGGUCAGCUCUCGGACCACCCCUAGCAAAACGCAGAUCUCCUCCGUGUACACGCAGCUUUCUUCCGUUCGGCACAGUAUCGCCGGAAGCAGUGCUCCGACCACCCCCACGAGUUCUGGUGGCCCAGUUGCCCUCCGCAGGACAUCACUUGGUUCGAGCCACAAUCUCAGCUCGUUUGGGUUGACCACCACGGCCAGUUCCCCUAACAACAACAAGCCCGUUCGAACCACGCACAUCGGUACGUUGGCCUCUCCCGGUCGGCAACCCACGAACGGUGAGCGGAUACCGGUGGUAAAUGGGACCGGCAAGCAGCACCACACACCACCCACCAGAAGCGCUGUCCCGAGCCGGACGAUUCAGAACGGUUCUCCCUCGAAGCUGAACGGAUUGAACGGAACAACCGGCAAGCGACCGGUGACGGCCAGUGUUAUCAGGCCACCAUCAUCGUUUGGCAGCAGCAAUAACAUCAACUUCCAUGGUGGUGAUGCGACGAUGCUGAAAAGUAAAUCCGCCCCAGCCACACCACUGGUGGCCCCAAACGGGAAACUACUCACAGCACCGGCUACCGGUGGUGAAACCCCAGAAAGCACCGGAGAACGAAGGAAUGGUGGACAUGAGAGCAGCGACCGGGAGACAUCCGAGUCCGAAUCGGACAAGGAUACGGUGGUGAACGGUGGCACGAUACGAGGCGUGAUACUAAACGGCACAACCACGAACGGAUGCAGCGAUGGCACACAUCUUACCAGCACGGCUACCACCGCAAACGGCAUCGUAGGGCACUAGGCCGUGGGUGUGUG